AUGCAGCUCCCCCUCAGCACCUUCCUCCUCCUCUCCGCCACCACCGCCCUCGCAACCCGCCUCUCCGUCGCCGUCGACGCCGAGUGGACGAUCGAGGGGCUGUCCCGAACCUGCGACGACGCCGACACCACCUGCCUGUGGACCUUCGGGAUCGACACGAACGAGGAGGGCGCCGAGGUGGUCGCGGCCAACUACACGGUGAACGCGUCGUCGGACGCGCCGGCGAGCCGCGCCAUCGGCGGGCCGGAGGCCUUCGGAAACUACACCGUCACCAGCACCUGGAGCGGCCAGUUUGGCGAGGGCGAAGGGUUCACGACGCUGAGCGUGAUUGAUUACGGAAAGGGGUUGAUCGUGUAUCCUGGUUACCGGGACGUGGAAAUCCCCAACGGAAAGGUCUACACUCCCGAUAAGAGCUACCCCGUUCAGCAAAUCCCUUAA
Molecule: messenger RNA, 438 nt
Organism: Hypoxylon fragiforme
Lineage: Eukaryota; Fungi; Ascomycota; Sordariomycetes; Xylariales; Hypoxylaceae
Exons: 2
Coding region: 1-438 (145 amino acids)
Source: RefSeq, a predicted model, not a curated record